This is a messenger RNA of Anopheles nili, 1434 nucleotides long. Its product is annotated as hyaluronidase Tab y 2.0101-like. Gene Ontology annotation, biological process: hyaluronan catabolic process; defense response; carbohydrate metabolic process. Gene Ontology annotation, molecular function: hyalurononglucosaminidase activity. Bases 147 to 1247 code for a protein of 366 amino acids. The transcript is spliced from 7 exons. The record is from RefSeq and is a predicted model, not a curated record. NCBI's taxonomy places the organism in Eukaryota, Metazoa, Arthropoda, Insecta, Diptera, Culicidae.
AUUUGAGCACCAUCGCCGGGAGCUCGUCGAAAGAAAUCUCGUCUGCGUGGGUCAAUUGGUGAUAAGUGAUUAGCAUCCAGUAGCUCACCGAGAAGCAAGGGAUACAAACUAUCAGAAACCCCAAAAGCACAACCUCAUCUGGCGCAAUGGCACAAUACUCGUCAGUGGCAGUAGCCGUCACGCUGUGGAUGGGAGUUUUUCUGCAGAGCAUCGUCACGAUAAAGUCGUUCGAGGUGUACUGGAACAUACCAACGUUCAUGUGCAAUCAGUUUGGGCUCGACUUUGGUGGCGUCAAUCGGACGUACUCGGUACAUCAGAACAGAAACGACACGUUCCGGGGUAACGCCGUCUCGAUACUGUACGAUCCGGGAAAGUUUCCCGCGCUGCUCGAGAAACCCUCCACCAAAACGCUGUACAAGCGUAACGGAGGUGUUCCGCAGGAAGGCAACCUAACCGAGCAUUUGGAGAUAUUCGAGCGCCACCUAGACGAACUGAUACCAGAUCGCAAUUUUAGUGGUAUCGGCAUUAUCGACUUCGAGUCCUGGAGGCCUAUCUACCGGCAGAACUUUGGCACACUGCAACCGUACAAGGAUCUCUCGGUCAAGCUGGAAAAGGAUCGCCACCCGUACUGGUCCGCGAGUCAUCUUGAACGAGAGGCGACGCGACGCUUCGAAGCAACAGGACGCGAGUUCAUGGAGCGCACCCUGCUCCUGGCGAAACAGCAGCGACCCCUAGCGGCCUGGGGUUACUAUGCAUUUCCGUACUGCUUCAACAUGAACGGCGGCGCAAACGGUGGCCGGGAAAACUGCACCCCGGAAGUGCAGCGGGAAAACAACCGGAUCAUGUGGCUGUUCGACGGAUCCGACAUCGUCUUCCCGUCCGUCUAUCUACGCCAGAAGCUGUCGCCCACCGAACGGGAGCAGCUGAUCCGAGGGCGCGUCCGGGAAGCGGUCCGAGUGGCAGGACGUACCAUCGGGUCGAAGCCAAGGCGCAAGGUCCUGACAUAUCUGCGCUACGUGUACACCGACACCAUCGAGUACCUGACAGAGAGUGACUGGAUUAACGCGUUGGCAGCGAUGAAGAGUACCGGAUCUGAUGGUAUUAUCCUCUGGGGUAGCUCGUUCGAUCUUAACACCCGACAAAAGUGUACCUCAUUCAAGGUGUACUUGGACAACACCCUGGGACCUGUUUUAAGCUCUCUCCAGCCGCGGUACAUGGUGGCGAACUUGCCGAAGCCAUCCACCUAGCCGAUGGCCCCACAUCAACCAUAGAUAGUAGUUACGGAAGCUGAUCGGAACCACCGGCGAUGGCAACGGGGAAUGCUAGCGAGCAAGGAGUUCACUAUUUAUGCAGGCUGUUCGUUUUGUAAAAUAGAAUUAUUCUUCUUUUUAUCGUUGUGCUGUAAAACGAAAGGAUUUAAAUAUACACAUCAAA